GUACCGUGCGCGUAACUCUCCUGCUUAAAGUGGUGAUUUGUCCGCUGCGCAGGAGUAGGUUCGCGCAUGCGCGGGGAAGACGCGCAGAAUUUAAAAUCUCCAGAAAAGUGUUUAGUUAGAGAAGAGGGUCGCGUUGCUUGGUAGGGCGGUUUAAUACCUUAAAUAUUGAGAGGUAAAUACUGUAUUUUGGUAUCCUUUUUAAUAAAUAGACACUAAACGGAGGAUUAGAUCAGUGUUGGUUUAUUUAGAACAAAAUACAAUUACGAAAGCUAUUUUUUUCGCACUGCAAUGGACCCCUUUGUUGAGAAAAUUGUGGAGCGCACACAUGCCAGACAGUUGGCUUUAGACAAGAAGAUUGUAGAGCAAAUUGGACAAGAGAAGAUGGGAAUGAUCCGGCAGCCAAUGAAGAGACUGAGAGACCCGCUGUCAGAGAGUGGGGACAGUAAAGAGGAGGUACACUCUGACUCCUCAAAGAGGUGCUGUUGUGAAGUUUUGGGAGAUGAGAACCUGAGCCCCAAGGAGAAGAUGCUGUCACCCUCCAAGUCCUGUCGCCGCUUUGCAGAGAUGGAAGUGAAACCAGACACCCCGGCCUUAACCUCUGUUAAGACACGCAUCAACAAACUGGCCACUCAGCGCAGGCAGUGGGACUCUCAAGAUGAUGAUGAUUAUGCAGAUUACCCCUCCCCUGUAUACUCCUCGAGUCACACCCCUGUGGCACUGGAGGUGAAGUUGGUUUCUAAGCCUGGAGUCUCCAAGGGACGAACGGGCCGGCUGGCUGACCUGGCCUCUGCUAUUAGCUCAUGGGAGGAUGACUUUAGCAUCCCAUCAAAGUGCAGCACUGAAAAGGAACUCCUGGUGGAAAGUGUGGUGCAACCAGUGCUGGAGACUCCCUCCAAACAUGAAGAUUGUGAGGAUAUUCAAAGCCUCCCUGAUGAGGAGGGAAAUGAGGAUUCUGAACUCCAACUCGGACAUAGUGUGACAGAUAGCAAUGCAUUUAGUACGGUGCUUGAAAAGUUUGAGUCGUAUCCGAGGCAGGGGGAGCCUUCGCCUGCGUUCCACAGACGUCGUUCGCUCUCCUCCUCGACCCGUGCAAUCCAAGAGAGACUGCUCAAUGACACUACUCCCAGCCUAUUCAUGGCAAGCCUCCUCCGCAAGGAGCGGGAAGAGGAGCUCUCUUUGGUGAGGAUGCAGCCUAACAAUGAAAAUCUCUGGCUCAGAAAGAAUGGUGCUGGGUCUGGCUUCAGGGAGACUAUUGGGGUUGUCUCUGGUGUAACUCGGCUGAUAAAACGGAUCAAGAGAAACCAAUGGCCACCUAAUAUUCCCUUAUAUCCAGUCACUGAAACUGAAGAAUCUGAGGUUGGAAAAAUGGAAACUCUGGAUAGCAGCAGCAAGUACCACUUGAACCAGUCUGUGGACAAGGUGGAGGUGUCCUCCAUCGAGGUGAAACUCCGCUCGUUUUCCAGUGAAAGUCUCCUAAUUUCAGAAGAUGGAGUUGACUCUGCAGGCGAGGCAGAAAAAGAGGAACUGACUGAAAAUGGAUCUCGGUCACUCAAGAAAGUGACCUUCGCCCCGGAAACGGUUAUACACUUGCCAUGUGUUGAGUUGGAUUCUCGGGAGAGCGAGAUGGAAGAAGUUGACAGAGUUUCAGGAGCAGAAUUAUCUUCCCAGGAGGAGGAGAUGAACAGUUCUGAGGUGAUCGAUCAGAUUUUUGAGGGACUGUUGGAUGACAGCGAGGAAGUGGAGGAAACGGAUAAGGAUGUUGAGGUGAAGAUGAACGAAGUCCCGGAGAUUGAGAGUAAAGAGGGCAGCAUGGAAACUCCUCCAGAAAGUAAGAAGGAAAGUCUGGAAACAGAGAAGAUUGUGAUAUCCGAGCAAGACGGGAGCAUGGUAACAGCAAUGAAGGACAGUGAAGAAUGGAAUAAUGUGGAUGAGAAAGAUGAGCUAACUAUUCCUACCUCCAUUCUUUCUCCUCUUGCUAAAUCUGUGGCGGCUGUAGUCACACCAAUGAGGCUGGUGCUGCAUGACCUGGCUGAACCCAUACCAUUCUUCCAGGACCUUGGCCAAGAAAGUGAUGCCCAGCCAGCAGAGGAGACUGCACCCCUGUACAGUAUUGAUGCCUACCGAACCUUGCGGCGCAGUGCUGCGUACCAGAGCGUGACCCCUGUGAACCGGAGGAAGGCCGCCGAACGGGCCUUGGGCAGUCGGUCUUUGAAUGUGAAGGAGAAGAUUAAGAUGCUGAAUGGAGAGAUUGGCACCCUCCAGACCAUCAUCCAGCAGGCAAGCCAGGCCCUGAACUGCUGCACUGAUGAGGAGCAUGGGAAGGGCUCUCUGGAGGAGGCUGAAGCUGAGAAACUGCUGCUGGUGUCCUCGGAGAAGCGCCUGUCCCUUCUGUCUGAGCUGAGCCGUCUGAAGGGCAUGGGCUCGCAGCAGCAAGGGACAGAGCCCAGCACCAAGAUGCCCUGCAGAGGAACCCUCUCCAUCUCUAACCUGCGUCUGCCCCUGAAGGUGGAGUUUGUCUGCUCUGCACUCGCCAAGACAGGAAAGCCAAGCCACUAUUUCUUUGUUCUGAUCCGUUAUGGGUCCAGUAACAUAGUCUCCACCCCUCUGGCCACAGCUGUUGAUGCACAGAAGGGCGACACCAUUGCCUUUCCCACUUCCAUCACUUUACAAGACAUUCGCUCCAACUUUGAAAUUGAUGUAGAGGUCUACAGCCUGGCCAAGAUGGGCCAUUCCCUUACAAUUGAAAAAAGACGACCUUCAAGAUCCAAGGUUACCCCCAAGAAGCUGCUCACAUCUAUGACUAAAUCCAGUAAUAACUCACCAGCAGUCAACAUCCCUGUGAUGACAAACACUGUUCGGACCAGUACCUUCUCAUUAGUGGGAUCGCACAAAAUCACACUGGCCUCCCUGGGCAGGAACAAGUUUCCCCUGGAUAAGAUAAAGUUUGAUGGAAAAGUCAGGCAGUUGCUGGGAGAUGAGUUUCAAGAAAAGGUUCCAUUUCUGUCACCACUCGAAGGAAACAUCCACCUGCGUCUGGAAUGCCGAAUCCACUCAACCAAUGAGCACAAGGGCUUCCUGACCAUGUUCGAAGAUGUCCAUGGAUUUGGAGCAUGGCACCGCCGCUGGUUCUCUUUCAAUGGGAAAUGCAUUUCCUACUGGAAUUACCCUGACGAUGAAGGUAGCAAGGAGGCAAAAGGGUGUAUUAACCUGACCAACUGCACCAGCAAGGAGGUGGUGUCUGUGAAAAGAGAUUCUUGUGCCAGACCAAAUACUUUUGAGCUGAUCACAGCAAGACCGCAGCAGAAGGACAACCAAAAGAUGGUCAGCCAAGUUCACAACACGGUUUUCUUCAAGAGCUGGUUUUCUGCUGACACCAAGGAAGAGCGUGCAGAGUGGAUGGAGAAGCUAAACCAAGCCCUGUUGGACCUGAGGACAUGGCAACCUAUUCUAUCAGAUCAAUGCCCCCAACAACAGGGAGGACAAGACAGCUCCUCCUUAAGCAGCAGCCGGGAGAGUGUUUUAUAGGACUAAGGAGGGGCAUUAUGACAUUUGUAAAGAUUUAUAUUCCCCCUUUACUUCAGUGAAGGAGAAAGUUGGUAAAAUCCUUGCUUCUAUUAAAUCUCUUCCCUGCUGUUGCAACAAACCAUUUUUUCCCCAACCUAUAGACAGGUUUUUAUAACUGCAAAGCUGUUUGUUUUAGUGCUCAGGUUUUAAUUGCACAUUGAGUUUUAAAAGUUGUUCCUGUGGUGGUGUCAAACACUGAAGUAUGGAGAUGGCUUUCAUUCCAAAGCACACUCAGUAGACUUGGGGAAGUAAGUAGUACAAUACUAGGAAGUAAUAGUGUUAACUAAUUGUUUUAAUCAAAAUUCUCCAAGUAGUUUUAGGUGCUGAUUUAAAUAUAAAAUGUACUGUGUGUUUGAAAGAAUGUAAACACAAAUUUUGGUAUUCCACUAUUCAUAGUUAUGUUUAAAAUAGCUGUUUGCAGUAUAUAGCUAAUAACUAGUGAGUUAAUAUUUAUAUGUUCACACGAUUUGUUUACUGGUUUUAAAACUAUGCAUAAGGAGUCUGGUAUAGAAAGACACUGAAAUUGAUCAGUGUUCCUGUAUCAUGAGAUUAUAUUGAUGCAGCAAUUUGUACAAAAAACAGCUUGUUCACUUAGAUUCCUAGACCCUAAGGCACUUUAGCAUGCUACAACAGUGCUACCUGGGAUGUGUCUAAUGUCGUAGAUACUGAAGAUUUGGGUGCAAUAUAGGCAGGUCUUUUUGGGGCGGGUGGUGGGGCACAUCUGCCUGUAAUGUGUAUUAACAUGGACAAGGGGGUAUAAUAAAUGCACUUUCUUGGAGAUGAGGGAUGAUCAGAUCUCUCGCAAGAUCUAUCUCAAUUUUCUGUAUUUUGGUUGGAAGGUCAUUUUAUUGGCUAUUGUACCUUCCUGUCUUUUAAGGAACACUGAACAGCAGCUGGCAUGACUGGCACACAAACAAUUAGUGUUUUUAUUGUGAUAACACUACAUUCAAGACAAGGUGAAACAGUUCAGAAAUUGGACAACCAAGUGCUCCACAACAUCAAAUUAUAGGAUGUAGUGUCGUUUUUGCACAGUCUAGCUGCUUCUAAAGUAUACCAUCUCGGUGGUCUUGGAGUUGACUGGUUCUAGAUCGGUACAGAACACUAUGAUAUUGCUGCACAUCUUAACUGUUUGUAUAUAUAUUAAUGUGUCUUUCUGUUGUAUGUCUUGCUCUAUAAUGAUAUAUGUUCUAUAUAAAGGUGAUAUGAACUAUUUUUAAAAAAAAAUAAAUUCACUGUAUUUGACAGCA
Molecule: messenger RNA, 4811 nt
Organism: Acipenser ruthenus (sterlet)
Lineage: Eukaryota; Metazoa; Chordata; Actinopteri; Acipenseriformes; Acipenseridae
Product: anillin-like
Exons: 26
Coding region: 289-3525 (1078 amino acids)
Biological process (GO): septin ring organization; actomyosin contractile ring assembly; mitotic cytokinesis
Cellular component (GO): actomyosin contractile ring
Source: RefSeq, a predicted model, not a curated record